GUCUCUUUUACCCUUGAUCUGUUGGCCUAUAAGCAGGCAAGAUGGGGCGACGACCGGCAAGAUGUUACCGGUACUGUAAGAACAAACCUUACCCCAAAUCCAGGUUUUGCCGUGGUGUCCCAGACCCCAAGAUCCGUAUCUUUGACCUGGGUCGCAAGAGGGCGCGCGUUGAUGAGUUUCCCAUGUGCGUGCACCUGGUGUCCGAUGAGUUUGAGCAGCUCUCUGCCGAGGCUCUGGAAGCUGGACGCAUCUGCGCCAACAAAUACAUGGUGAAGUACUGCGGAAAGGACGCCUUCCACAUGCGGAUACGCUUGCACCCAUUUCACGUUGUCCGAAUCAACAAAAUGUUGUCGUGUGCUGGAGCUGAUAGGCUCCAGACUGGAAUGAGAGGUGCUUUUGGCAAACCCCAAGGUCUGGUGGCCCGUGUCCGCAUCGGACAGACCAUCAUGUCCAUCCGUACCAAGGACGGCAACAAGGCCUCUGCUAUCGAGGCUUUCCGACGUGCCAAGUUCAAGUUCCCCGGAAGACAGAAGAUCUUCACCUCCGAGAACUGGGGCUUCACCAAGUUCACCCGUGAGAGGUUUGAGGAGCUCCAAAGCGAGGGCCGCCUUGUCCCAGACGGUGUGUCCGUCCAGUACAUGCCCGACCACGGACCCCUGGCCAAGUGGGAGGCUCGGCAGUGAGCCUAAGAACAAUCUAGGACCGAACUACGGAACAUAUUGGUUAAGAUGCUAACAAAAAACCACUUGCUCGUUCUUCUAGAAAUAUGAAGCAACAAAAUCAAACAGUUUUUACACUUGUCUUCUGAAAAGUGUAAGUGGUUGUGAAAUGUAUCCAAUCGCUCUUGGUUAUUAAAACAAAGUUAAAGAACAGUCACAACUGGAUUCAGAGAGUAAUAAAGAAUCGACACUCGAAUGUAAA
Messenger RNA from Asterias rubens (European starfish), 921 nucleotides. Its product is annotated as 60S ribosomal protein L10-like. The transcript is spliced from 6 exons. The coding region runs from base 42 to 683 and encodes 213 amino acids. Gene Ontology annotation, cellular component: cytosolic large ribosomal subunit; ribosome. Gene Ontology annotation, biological process: translation; ribosomal large subunit assembly. NCBI's taxonomy places the organism in Eukaryota, Metazoa, Echinodermata, Asteroidea, Forcipulatida, Asteriidae. The record is from RefSeq and is a predicted model, not a curated record. Gene Ontology annotation, molecular function: structural constituent of ribosome.